AUGUCCCAGAAGAAAAAUGAUUGUGAAUUGAUUUUAAUUGACCCAUAAGAUGAGACAGAUAUUAAGCCAAUGAAAAUCUUAAAAAAAAUGGUUUCUAAUGCAGGUGGAAUUAGAUAUCUUGUUGAAUACAGUAAUAAUGAAUAGAAACAAGAAACAGAAAAAUUUAUGAAAGAGAAUUAUUAAGAAUUGAUAGAAGAUUAUAAUUAUUUUUCUGUUUGUGGUAGCAGAUUUGAUUAAUAAACUUUAUAGAAAAUGAGAGAAAAUAAUAAUAAAAUGUAAAAUUUUGAGAAUCAUGCUAAAUUACCUGUUAUUCCAUCUGAUGAAAAUUAUCCAAUUUUUAAAAGGCAAAAAAAAAUUGAAAAAUCAAAUGAAAAAAAUAACAAAUUGAAUAACAAUUAAAUUCUACCAUUACCUUAAUAGAUAUAAUAAUAAUUACAAGUUUAAUAAUAAUAAUAACAAUAAUAAAUUUAAUUACAAAAUAAUUUGAAUUAGAAUGAGAAAUAUUUAAUUAAAUAAUAAUAAAUUCAAAAUUAAACUUUACUUUCAUUGAAAUCUGAUUAAGGUGAUAAAAUAAAGUCAAUAUCUUUAGAAAAUGGAUUAUUUCUAGUUGAAUGGUUACCUAGACCUGAUGGAAAUGUACCAUAUCAAGAAUAUUAUCAUUAUGAUUUUCUAAAAGCAACAGCUCCUACUAUUUUAUUAUCAUUUUUAGAAUAAGAAUUCUUAAAUGAUGACUUUAAAUUUAAAAAUCUAAAACGAUAUUCUUUUUAAAAUACAAAUAAAGAAACUAUUCAAAAUGAUGAUAAUCAAUAAUAUAAAGAUAAAUCAAUAAAUAUUAUUUAACCAGAUAAAUCUUAAGAAAUAAUUGAAGUAUAAAAAGAAGUAUUAAAAGAUGAUCAUAUAAUUAAAAGAGCUGUAUAAUUUGAAGAAGUAAAAGAACAAAAAGAUAAUUCUAAAGAUAUUUUGAUAGAUGACUUUUCAGUAGAUGAUACCUAAGAAGUUAUAUUAGAUGAGAAAUAAACUGCUGAAUAAGAAAAAAAACAGUAAUAAUAAAAAAAAGGCAUUAUUCCAUCUUUUAAACCAUAAGGAUAAACCUAAAAAUAAAGAAAAUAAGUUUUAGAUAAAGGAUAAGAAUUAUAUACAGUUGAUAAAGUAUAAGGGAAAUUAGAUGAAAAAUUAUCUUAAAUGGAAAAGCCAAUUGCAAAAUAACAAGUAACUAUAACUCAACCAAAAUUAACAAAUUAGUCAUUUCCAGCACAAUUUGCUUAAGCUUAAUUUUCAGAUGAAUUUGAAAUAUUAGGUUCUUUAGAAAAACCUGAAGAUAAAUAAAAUUAAAAUUAUGAGAAGGAACUUGAAGAAUGUUAUUCCGAUGUUGAAUUACCUCAUUUUUAAUUUAAUCAAAGUGAAAUUUGA
Molecule: messenger RNA, 1410 nt
Organism: Paramecium primaurelia
Lineage: Eukaryota; Ciliophora; Oligohymenophorea; Peniculida; Parameciidae
Source: the annotation of a GenBank genome assembly